Messenger RNA from Salvia miltiorrhiza (redroot sage), 2240 nucleotides. RefSeq names its product glycosyltransferase family 92 protein RCOM_0530710-like. The record is from RefSeq and is a predicted model, not a curated record. NCBI's taxonomy places the organism in Eukaryota, Viridiplantae, Streptophyta, Magnoliopsida, Lamiales, Lamiaceae. The coding region runs from base 325 to 2049 and encodes 574 amino acids. The transcript has a single exon.
AUAUUAGAUGGAUAGUUGAAUUAGCACACAAUACGUUUAAGACCAAACUCCAAGUAAGGAACAUCAAUGCAGCUGCAAAAUACACCAUUUAUUACCGCCCUUCACUCCUCAUCCCCAUUUGCCCAUUCUUUUCAAGGAAAGAAAAGUCCCAUAAAGUAGAGAGAGAGAGAGAGUUCUAUCUCCGACAUUUACCAGAUAACAGAACAGCAGCAACACACGCUAAAGUAAAAAAAAAAAAACGCACAACACAAGCACUGUCGGCACACGCACAGAUCUGCUGCAGAAAGAUUUGCAUCUGUGGUCUCAUCAGAUCGAUCAAAUCUGAUGAGCUCUUCAGAUAAACGCCGCAAGAGAAAACGUAUUCUGAGACAAUCACUCUCACUCUCGUGUGUAAGAUCUGUCCUCCUCUGCUUCAGCUUCCUCACACUGCUCUACCUCUUAUCCUACGCUCUCCCCUUCACUUGUUCCGCUUUCCGCCCCGUUUUAGUCGUUUCUACCUUAUCCUUGUUGUCUUCUUCCGCUACCACAACCGCCCACCUCUUGGACAUUCAGGAUAGGGUUUUGUUCCCCGAUCAUGUCCUCUUGUUGCUCACCCGCGCUAACAAAGACGGCGCUCGUGAAUUGGAAUGUCUUUAUUUUAGUGAAAGUGAUUUGAUUAGAGGUAGGAAUCACAGUGGUGUGAAGAAGGUGCUGUCCAUAGAUGAAUAUGAUGAGUUUAGGAUGAUAGUAAGGUGCCCUCUUCCAUUUGGGAAUUAUUCGGGUGAGGUGAAUUUGAGGUGGCAUGGUGAAAAUGGCAUUUCUGAGCAAGUUAAGGAUAGUUGGUCGUUGAAUAAUUGGGACAAUUUGGCUUAUGCAGCUGCAAUAGAUGACACCUCUGUUGUUGUGUUUGUGAAGGGAUUGAAUCUGAGGGCGGAUCGCAAGUCCGAUCCCAGCCAAUUCAGCUGCCAUUUCGCAUUAGGGAAAUGGAAGAGGACCAAGGCAUUGACUGCUGCUCAGGAGGUUAUAAGGUGCGCGUUGCCACGGAGCUUGCAAGUCCGUGGCAGCAACGCUCAUAGGGUGGUUGAGGGGAUUCGCGUCACUAUUGGCAUGCAGCAGCAGCUCGUGCCAUCUGUGGCCAAGGUAUCCAAUUUGGUGUAUGAAUCGAGGAGGAGGGAGGGUGAGGGGAAAUACGAGCUGUGUGUGUGUACAAUGGUGUGGAACCAGGGCUCAGCCAUUCGCGAAUGGAUCAUGUACCACGCAUGGCUCGGGGUGGAGAGAUGGUUUGUGUACGACAAUAACAGCGAUGAUGGGAUAGACGAGGUUGUUCGACAGCUUGAUCGUGAGAACUACAACAUCAGCCGGCACGUGUGGCCGUGGAUCAAGACUCAAGAAGCAGGGUUCUCUCACUGUGCAGUGAGAGCAAAGGAUGAAUGUAAAUGGAUUUCAUUCAUGGAUGUGGAUGAGUAUUUCUACUUGCCCUAUUCAACUCCUAAGCACCAGAGGUUCAGGAAACUAGGGUAUGCAGGGCAGGGUUCGCUGCGUACCUUAGUGGCCAACGUGUCGUCGUGGUCGAGCGCCAUAGCCGAGAUCCGGACAUCCUGCCACAGCUUCGGGCCGUCAGGGCUGAGCGCGGCGCCACCACAGGGAGUCACCGUGGGGUACAGCUGUCGGCUUCAGAGCCCCGAGAGGCACAAGUCGAUGAUCAGGGCAGAUGCACUCGACCCAACCCUGCUCAACGUGGUGCACCAUUUCCACCUCAAAAAAGGUUUCAAGUACCUGAAUUUGCCGGCAACUGCAGCCGUCAUCAAUCACUACAAAUACCAAGUGUGGGAGGUUUUCAGAGCAAAGUUUUACAGAAGAGUUGCUACAUACGUCGCGGAUUGGCAACAGAACCAGAACGAGGGCUCACGUGACAGAGCACCGGGGCUGGGGACGGAGGCCAUUGAGCCGCCCGAUUGGCCACAGAAGUUCUGUGAGGUUUGGGACACAGGCCUUAGAGACUUCGUUUUGGCUAAUUUGGCUGAUGUUAACACCGGUUUGCUGCCGUGGGAGGCACCGGCCGCUCAGUAAGUGCACCCGCCUCUUGUAUAGUAGAGAGAAGAUCACACUCAGUAUUCAUUUAUAGUUUUCCUAUUUGUAAACUUGUGCUUUUGGCAGAAGAUCAGAAAAGGCCAUAGAUUUAGAUACAGAGUCAUAGAUAGUGAGGAUGUGACUUAAACUAUAGCUUUCUUAUUGAAUGGAUCCACUGAUUCAACUCCUCA